Messenger RNA from Chlorella variabilis, 1110 nucleotides. RefSeq lists its product as hypothetical. Bases 1 to 1110 code for a protein of 369 amino acids. The transcript has 4 exons. NCBI's taxonomy places the organism in Eukaryota, Viridiplantae, Chlorophyta, Trebouxiophyceae, Chlorellales, Chlorellaceae. The record is from RefSeq and is a predicted model, not a curated record.
AUGGCUGUGCUUCAGGAGUGUCUUGUCACAGCUGGGGUCAGCCUGGCAAGGCUGGAGGCUGUCAGCCACCUGGGCUGCCACGCAGUGUCGGGGGCAGCCAAGUCGCCGCGAGCCGCCCUGCUGGACCCGCCACCCUUUGACCCCUCCAAGCUCAGUGUGGAGUACCUGCCCGGCAGCCGCGGGGCGGCGGUGACUGCGGGCCGCCGCUACACGCUGACCCACAACGACGUCACCGGCAGCCUGCAGCUGUCGAUAGGCCACGAGUACAACCGGCGGCAGCUGGAUGGCUGGUACACGCGCAUCCUGCGGGACGAGAUCCUGGCGGAGUGGCAGGACACGCCCACGCCCGCCCCCCCCAGCAGCGGCAGUAGCCCCGCCGCCACAGGCAGCGGCAGCGACGCCGACGAGUGCCCCGCAAGGAGCGGCGGCGGCGCGGUGCCCUCCCUGCACGUCUACUGCCACGUCAGCGGGGAGGAGCUGUGGCCCGCGCCGCCCCAGCUGCGCGCCUUCAUCUUCCGCCGCGAGAUGGCGCUGGUGCUGGACACCAUCACCCACGCCGAGGCGGCGGCGCUGGUGGCGGCACCCCGCCUGCGCGCCGCCCCCGUGUACGUGCACCUGCGCAGCGACGUGCCGGCGCUGGACCGGGUGGUGGAUGGGGACGGCGGCGCGCCCGGCGGCGCGACGUGCGGCGCGCGCUGGGACGGCGGCGCCAGCUGGGAUGGCGAGGACGGCGGAGACGCCCGCGCCAGCGCAGCCCAGCAGCAGCAGCAGCAGCAGCAGCAGCCACGCCAGCCGCCGUUGGCGGCAGCAGCAGCCGAUGCGCCGGUCGCCCUCAACGCCAGCAUGGCGGCGCCCGCUUCCCAGCUGCCGGCCUCCAGCCAGCCAUGCGCCCCGAUGGCUGUAGGCAGCUCCUUGGCCGGCGGCGGCAGCACCAGCUCUGAGGGCAGCGCUGGCAGCGUUAGCGCCCUGGGCGCCGCCAAUGGCGCGGUCAGCUUGCUGGCCGACUGCCCCAGCUGGCUGAGCGCCGGCGCGGUGGCGGCAGAUGGCAGGCAGCGAGCAGCAGCCGAAGCGGUGCCCAUAGUCGCCAGCAACCGCAGCAGGCAGCGGUAG